Pogona vitticeps (central bearded dragon) is the source of this 1905-nucleotide messenger RNA. Lineage: Eukaryota; Metazoa; Chordata; Lepidosauria; Squamata; Agamidae. The record is from RefSeq and is a predicted model, not a curated record.
AUGGUCUUUUUUAGGUAUCGAGGACUAAUUCUUAUGCUGACCUUCCUAUGCUAUACCACUUUCCAUCUCUCACGGAAACCCAUUAGUAUUGUAAAGAGUGAGCUGCAUUAUAAUUGUUCCUCACGAGGACCCAAUCCAAACAAUGGUUCAAACAGCACGACGUGGUGUGACUGGGAGCCCUUUGAUCAGGACAACUAUAAGGAACUCUUUGGGGCUCUGGACAAUGCUUUCCUGGUGGCCUAUGCUGUAGGAAUGUAUAUCAGCGGGAUUUUCGGGGAGCGCCUCCCAUUGCGCUACUACCUCUCCGCGGGCAUGAUCCUGAGUGGUCUGUUUACAGCUUUGUUUGGCCUCGGCUACUACUGGAACAUCCAUCAACUCUGGUACUUUGUGGUUGUGCAGCUUUUCAACGGCUUGGCUCAGACAACUGGCUGGCCUUCAGUGGUGACGUGUGUUGGCAACUGGUUUGGAAAGGGGAAGCGCGGCUUGAUCAUGGGCAUCUGGAAUUCACACACAUCUGUCGGGAACAUCUUGGGGUCCUUGAUUGCUGGCACCUGGGUGUCCACUGCAUGGGGCCUGUCAUUCAUCGUGCCAGGGAUCAUCAUAGCCGCCAUGGGCGUCGUCUGCUUCUUGUUUCUCAUCGAAUAUCCUGAAGACGUUGACUGCAGCCCACCCCUUCACCAUGUUGCCAAUUCAGAUGAGAAAGGUCUUGAAGCAGGUAGUUCCAUCAGUGAUGGGAGCUUGAACGUCUCCACCAACAGUCGGGAAAACAUAAUCGAUGUGUCUGAAAAUGUCAAGGAAUCCACAGAGGACCGGGAAGCUAUCAGUUUCAUUGGUGCCCUCCGGAUACCAGGAGUGGUGGAGUUCUCUUUCUGCCUCUUGUUCGCCAAGCUCGUCAGCUACACGUUCCUCUACUGGCUGCCCCUCUACAUUGUGAAUGUGGCUCAUUUGACAGCAAAAGAGGCCGGAGAUAUGUCCACUCUCUUUGACGCUGGCGGCAUUGUUGGAGGCAUCCUGGCCGGCCUCAUCUCUGACUACACUGGUGGCAGGGCCACCACAUGCUGUGUGAUGCUCAUUGUGGCUGCUCCCAUGCUGUUUUUAUACAACCACAUUGGUCAGAAUGGUCUAGCCAUCUCAAUAGUCAUGUUACUCAUCUGUGGUGGCCUUGUUAAUGGACCUUACGCUCUCAUCACAACAGCAGUUUCAGCUGACUUGGGUACUCAUGAAAGUCUCCAGGGUAAUGCAAAGGCCCUCUCCACGGUUACAGCAAUCAUAGAUGGAACUGGAUCUGUAGGUGCUGCUCUUGGACCUCUGCUGGCAGGUGUGAUCUCCCGUUCCAGCUGGGACAAUGUCUUCUACAUGUUGAUAACUGCUGACGUGCUGGCAUGCCUACUCCUUUCCCGUGUGGUAUUCAAAGAAAUCCGUGGAUGGUGUGGCUGCUACACUAGAAAACGAGGGUCAACCACUUUUUGAGUAGGCAUGCGCUCUGGGGCCAUAAGUCACGGUUUAAAGAAUUUUGACGUGGCCUACAUGACUGGAGAAGGACGUGGAGAGAAUGGGGAAGAACACUACGAAGCAUGUCAGUUUUGUUUUCCCCUGCCCCACGUUCACAGUGGGAGGAAUUAACGAAGCUGAAACGGAACACACUUGAGAAACGAAGUGAACUCUCUUCCGGAAGACCAGCCAAGCUGAUCACCAGCUACAUUUUUGUCUGUCUGUUUUUAAAUGACUGACACAGGGGAGCAGGAGGAAUGAUGUAGCAAAGCCAAGGGCAAAUGUAAAAGGUGUCUUCAGGAUCCAUAUCAGAGCCCAAGGCCUCUUGUUUUGUAUCAGUCGCCAGUUGCACCCCUUUUGUUAUUGUUUUUUUAAUUAUUAUUAUUAUUAUUAUUAAAAAUGGUGUGGAACCAG